Molecule: messenger RNA, 1164 nt
Organism: Peronospora belbahrii
Lineage: Eukaryota; Oomycota; Peronosporomycetes; Peronosporales; Peronosporaceae
Source: the annotation of a GenBank genome assembly
AUGGACGAAGAAGCAUCAUCUGGAUAUGCAUGGGAAGGUGCAUUAGAACGUAGUUGGGAUGUAAUUGAAGAAGAUGAUGCUGGUAAUCUUAAGAUUGAUCAAGCAGUUAAGAAUCAACAUCGUCAGCGACGAUUAGAAAUUGCCCGUAAUGUACGUAAAGGAUUGAUUCGUUAUACGUACGUGGUGAUGGAUUUAUCUCGAGGUAUGGCCAAUAAGGACUGGAAACCACAUCGAUUGGCUUGUACCAGCAAUGUCUUACAGCAAUUUGUCAAGGAUUACUUUGAUCAGAACCCCAUUUCUCAAUUAGGAGUCAUUGGGAUUAAAGGGAUGAUUGCUGAAAAGCUCAGUGAACUAUCAGGCAACCCAAAGACCCAUAUUGAACGUAUUGCUGCCGCUCUAGCAGUAGAUAAAGAACCAUCAUUGCAAAAUGCUUUGGAUAUUGCCAGAAGUUCAUUAAAAACAGUGCCGUCCUAUGGCAGCCGAGAGAUUGUGGUAGUCUAUGGUAAUCUAGUGACGGCCGAUCCUGGUGAUAUCUUUCAGACACUCGCGUCGUUGAAGAGAGAAAACGUUCGUGUAUCAUUUAUCGGUAUUGGAGCAGAAAUGAGUUUGCUUCGUCGCAUUGCCGACGGCACAGAUGGCACGUACCAUGUCGCGAUAGAUGCUGACCACAUGAAGAGACUUAUGACGGCAUUUACGUUCCCAUCGCCUACGGUAGCGACAGCAGCUUCGCGUUUUGCUAAGCUAGUCGAGAUGGGGUUUCCACAGCGUCGCAGUGGUGCGCUGUCCCUCUGCACGUGCCACCAGGCUUUUACGACGGUAGGUUACCUGUGUCCGCGCUGUAAAUCCAAGAGCUGUGAUCUGCCAACAACAUGCCAAGUCUGUAACUUGCCGCUAGUGUCGUCGCCACAUCUUGCGCGAUCGUAUCACCAUUUGUUUCCGGUGGCCAAGUUUACUCAGCACUUGCUGCGGUCUCGAUCAACUGGUGAAAUAGGAGCCAAGGUCACACCAACCUUAGUGCAGAAGAAAUGCUUUGGCUGUUUACUCCCGCUUGGACUGGAUAGUGAAGGUGUUGCAUACGAGUGCACAACUUGUCAAAGUAUUUUCUGCAAUGAGUGUGAUAUCUACGUGCAUGAUUCACUGCAUAAUUGUCCAGGCUGUAGUUAA